Messenger RNA from Dimorphilus gyrociliatus, 12835 nucleotides. NCBI's taxonomy places the organism in Eukaryota, Metazoa, Annelida, Polychaeta, Dinophilidae. The record is from the annotation of a GenBank genome assembly.
GCUAUUGCUAUGACGACUGCGAAACUAUACUUUUAGCGCUUUUCGUCAACUUAGAUUUAUUUAAUUUAAGUAAGACGAUGAGUGGAAGAAUUUUACAAUCCUCAAGCAGAGGAAGAUUAUUUGAAUCGAAUUAUCCACCAGGUACAAGUGGUAAUUCUAGACAGACUGGAAAAUACCCUGAAAUUCGGCAGAGAGGGUAUUAUUCUGAUGUUGUUGCUAAAGAAGCGGAAGAAUCUUUAAAUAAUGUUCAGCAUGGACCGAACGCUCAGCAACAAACGGUAUGGAACGCCAGCAAGGAAAUGCACAUGCCGAAUGUCCAUACAUUUGCCACUCCAGAAGAGAGCGAAUUUUUAAAAGAAAUUACAGCUCAUAGCCAGCAGCACGGUCCUUCUACUAAAAUUCAAGCAAUUUCAGACUUUCCUGAGAAGGCAUAUCAACCAAAAGUUCAGCUUCCUUUCCUAACUCCUCCUGGUCAUUGUCCUCGUAAAGUGGAAAUUGAGAGGAGGAAACGUCUAUACAGUUCACAGAGUUUGGAAGCUCUAUUGAUAAGUGAAAAAAUAGAUAUAGGCUGCCUUAUGCCCAAAGAUUUAACGGAUGGAGAAGAACAUGUACAACUAAAUGCUGAUCCUUCUAAUCCAGCUCCUUUUUCUCCUUUUCUACCACUUCACACUUUUGAUAAUACUGAGUAUGAUAUUAGAACGGAACCAGAAUGGCUAACUCUUGGAUACGAGGGAGAAGAGCGUAAACCAGUUCCCGCCAAGGCCCUGUUACCUACUAGAGAUGAUCUUCAUCAUCUCAGUGUUAAGGAUGCAACAAUUGAAUACGCUUACAGUGAUGUAGGAGUUCUUGAUUAUAAUCAAGAAAAUCGUUUAUAUCUAGUUCAAAAAAUCGACAAAAGUGGAAGGGUUGUUGCAGAAAAUGCUGAUAAAGAUUUGCAGUACUGGAUACCAAGAAUCCAAAUAAUGUUUUGUGCAGAAGAUCCAAGAAUUUAUGCUAAACGAGUGGCAUUCGCUUAUAAAUUCAGAGAAGAAACAGAAGCUUUCCUCCGUUACCAAAUGUAUGUUGAUUGUAUGCCUAUGGAAGGUGUUGGAGAGCUGGAUCAAGCUAGUCUUAAAAGAAUGAUGGAGUGGGCCAAGGGAUGUCCUUCACUGUGUCGUGAUAAGUCACUUGACGAUUAUAUGCAGGUUUUGGAGAAAGAAGUCAAUAUAGACUUUUGUAGGUCAAUGAAUAAAAUCAUAUUUGAUAAAACUGUCAUAUCUAACCCGGGAACAUUCGCUUUCGUUCGAAUACCUAUCGAAGAAGAGCCAGAAGUUCCAGAAAAAGCCUGCUGUCUAGACAUUCCAGAAUAUCCUUAUGAUGAACAAUAUGACAAAUUCGCAUUCAAUUCUCUCUUGACAAGAGAGGAGAGUAUAAACGCUCUGGUAAAAGUUGGAACUGAAUGCAAUAAAGUGGCUUCUAUGUCUCUCUUCCAUGUACCUAUGCCCAAGUAUAUGAGAUUAGAGGAAUUCGAACAAACUCAAAGCCAGAAUACAGCCCAAACCGCUCUUUAUCUCAAAGAUGGAUGGAAAUUAGCAUUAAAAAAUGCUGUUAGAACUUGUCUCAGAGACGUUGGAAAAGGUUGGUUUAACAUACACGAGACUAAUUGGAAUGUGUAUCAAGUAUCUAAAAUGAAAAAAUUAAUGGAAAGAGUUAAAUUUAAUAUGCAAGAUUCACUGAGAUUCCUUGUUCAGGAUUCCCUAGUCGCCUUUACGCAAAUGGUUGUUGAUGCUUCCAGAUGUACGUUUGAAUGUGAACCUGAAAUGGAAUGGGGCAACGAUCUAAUCCAAUCUCCAUACAAGCCAAAGAAGAAUGCAAUAUUCUUUAUGGAUCUCGUCAUUGAUGCUGAGGGAGUUCAUUUUAGCACUUUGUUGGGUAACUUUGAGCAAGUUUGCAUCAAUUUAUUCGAUAAAGGAAUCUCUUCAACUCAAAGUGUACCUCAAUUGGAGAAAUAUGUAAUGGAAGAUUUAAAUUUUACUGGUACGCCCCUUUUAGAAUCUGUCGGCGAACACGAGCCUCCAGUAGAGGAACUACGUAACACUGUUCGACAUGCACUUAAAUGUUCACUUGUACCUCUUAUUUCAUAUUCCAAAGAGUACGAACAAUUUGUCGAAUUAAUAAAUUUGGACGUGAAUGCGUAUUGCAAAGAAUACAACGAAAAAGAGCACACUGCUCAAGAAGUUCAAGCAGAUGUUGAAAAGCAUUUGACUGAAAAGGAUCGUAUAGAGGGAAUCCUUCCAAAUAAUAUUGUUAUUGGCCCAUAUUAUCUUAAUACUGAAGGAGUUCGUCAGGCGAUAUCAAAAAAAUGCAAAGCUUUAUCAAAUGCUCUGCUAGAACUGUUAGCUACCAAACUAAGAAAGCAAGCUGACGAAGCUUGCGAAGAAUUCAAAACUUUCGCCAGAAAACUAUACGAGAAACCAAAUUGUAUAGAAGAAUUAGCGGAAAUGAGAGAAUGGAUGAAAACAAUACCAGAUAAAUUAAAGGAACAUCAAGAGUUAAUUGAUAAAGCUAUGGUGGACUAUGAGCUAAUAGAAGAGUUCUAUUAUAACCUUUCUCAGGAAGAUUUUAAUACCAAGUGGACAACUGUUGGUUGGCCACAUAAAAUUGAAAUACAAAUGGCCCAAACAUACGAACAAUUAGAGGAAGAAGAGGAGAAAUUCCACAAACUACAAUUAUCGGAUCAAACUACAUUCAACGACAAAUUAGAUUCUCUAAGUAUGGCUGUGGCUGGUCUAGCCGGCUAUACAGAUCUAACAAGAGCACAUGAAAUCGCUAAUGAAGUGAGAAGAUUACAUAAACAGCUUAAAGAAGCUCAAGAACAAGCUGCAAUCUACAAUAACAGAGAAAGAUUAUUUGGGAUGCCAGUUACAAAUUAUGAUAAAUUAGCAAGAUUAGUGAAAGAUUUCGAACCCUUCCGUAAUCUUUGGGUUACAGCCUCAGACUGGCAGAGAUGGCACGAGAGCUGGAUGAAUGAUCCAUUGAUAUCUAUUGAUGCCGAAAGUGUUGAAAAAAAUGUUACAGAAUCUUAUAAGAUUAUGCAUAAAUCCGUUAGGUUAUUUAACGAUAUACCAGGAGUAUCGGACGUUGCUAUGGACAUUAAAUUAAAAAUUGAGGAGUUUAAACCAAACAUACCAUUGCUGCAAGGUUUAAGAAAUCCCGGAAUGAGGAAUAGACAUUGGGAACAACUAAGCGAGAACUUGGGAUUCCCUCUAAAACCAAAAGCAAAUUUAACGUUUGCCAAAUGCUUGGAGAUGAACUUAAGUGAACAUAUUACAGUAAUCUCAAAGAUAGCCGAAGUAGCCGGUAAAGAAUAUUCGAUUGAACAAGCACUUGAUAAAAUGGAAAAUGAAUGGAAACCUGUUAGCUUUGAGAUUAUGUCUUAUAAGGAAACAGGAACAUUUAUAUUAAAGGCCAGUGAAGAUAUUUCCCAACUGUUGGACGAUCAUAUUGUUAUGACGCAGUCUAUGUCUUUCUCACCUUAUAAGAAAGCAUUCGAAGAACGUAUAUCAUCUUGGGAAAAUAAGUUAAGAACAACCCAAGAUGUUUUAGACGAGUGGCUACUCUGUCAAAGACAAUGGCUCUAUUUAGAACCAAUCUUUAGUUCUGAGGAUAUUAACAGACAAUUGCCAGUUGAGAGUAAACGUUAUCAAACAAUGGAGAGACUUUGGAGAAAGGUUAUGAGAAAUGCUAAGGAGAAUCCACAGGUUAUCUCACUUUGUCCCGAUAAUCGUCUUCUCGACAAUCUCAAAGAAUGCAACAAACUGCUGGAGCAAGUACAAAAAGGUCUAAGCGAGUAUUUAGAAACCAAGCGAAAUGGUUUCCCCCGCUUCUACUUCUUGUCUGAUGACGAAUUAUUGGAAAUUUUAUCACAAACCAAAGAUCCAACUGCUGUACAACCUCAUUUGAGAAAGUGUUUCGAAAACGUUGCUCGAUUAAAGUUCGAAGAGGAUUUGAAAAUUACAGAAAUGUACUCUGCCGAAGCAGAAGCUGUUCCUCUUUCGGAAACGUUGUAUCCAACCGGAAACGUCGAAGAUUGGCUACUUGAAGUGGAAAGAGUAAUGAGAGAGAGUUUAAGAUCCAUUUUAGGAAGAGCCAUUGGCGAAUAUUAUAAUGUUAAAAGAACAGAAUGGGUAUUGAAUUGGCCAGGUCAGAUAGUUAUAGCUGGAUGUCAGACGGCUUGGACAACUGAAGUUUCAGACUCUCUAGCUAAAGGUGAUCUGUCAGGUCUUUUUCCAAAGUUACUUUCCCAAUUGGAUGAUUUAAGGUCAUUGGUCAGAAGUCCACUCACCAAAAUUGGUCGUAUGAUUUUAUCGGCUCUCAUUGUUAUUGAAGUACAUGCCAGAGACGUUGUGGGUAAGAUGAUAGAGGAAAGAGUAGAAAAUAUAAAUGAUUUUGAAUGGAUAAGUCAACUACGUUACUAUUGGUCUGAUGAAAACCUUUAUAUAAGGGCUGUAAACGCUGAAUUUUUAUACGGAUACGAAUACCUCGGUAAUACUGGAAGAUUAGUUAUCACUCCACUAACUGAUCGGUGCUACUUGACAUUAACCGGAGCUUUACAUUUGAAAUUUGGAGGAGCUCCAGCAGGUCCAGCAGGAACGGGUAAAACAGAGACAACAAAAGAUUUAGGAAAAGCAAUGGCCGUACAAUGUGUUGUAUUCAAUUGCUCUGAUCAAUUGGAUUUUAUGGCUAUGGGUAAAUUCUUCAAAGGUUUGGCUAGUGCUGGAGCAUGGGCUUGUUUCGAUGAAUUUAAUAGAAUUGACAUUGAAGUAUUAUCUGUUGUUGCUAUGCAAAUUACAACUAUUCAAAAGGCACAACAGCAAAGGGUUGAUAGAUUUAUGUUUGAAGGUGUUGAAUUAGCUCUAAAACCAUCUUGCGCUGUAUUUAUUACAAUGAAUCCAGGCUACGCCGGCCGUACGGAAUUGCCUGACAACUUAAAGGCCCUUUUCCGACCUGUUGCUAUGAUGGUACCCGAUUAUGCAUUAAUUGCGGAGAUAUCAUUAUUUUCAUUUGGUUUUUCGGAUGCUAAAAAUCUGUCCAAGAAAAUUGUCACAACUUUUAAAUUGUCUUCUGAACAAUUGAGCUCACAGGAUCAUUAUGAUUUUGGUAUGAGAGCUGUAAAGAGUGUUAUAUCCGCUGCAGGUAAUUUAAAACGUCAAAAUCCGGAUAUGAAUGAAGAAUUAAUAGCACUAAGAGCAAUUAGAGAUGUAAAUGUACCGAAGUUCCUUAUGGACGAUCUGAAACUCUUUAAUGGAAUUGUUUCUGAUUUGUUCCCAAAUAUUAAGGAGGAGCCUAUAGAUUACGGUUCAUUAGAGACGGCCUUGAGAAAAUGCUGUACGAAAAAUGGUCUAAAAGAUGUUGAUGGAUUUAUUCAUAAAUGUAUACAAUUAUACGAAACAACAGUUGUAAGACAUGGUCUUAUGUUGGUUGGUCCAACAGGAAGUGGAAAAACGAAGUGCUACGAAACUCUGCAAAAAGCGUCAACAUCAUUAAAAGGCGAGUUAUCGCCGGCUGGAACAAAUUUCGAGACAGUCUUAACUUGCGUACUAAAUCCUAAAUCUAUUACCAUGGGCCAAUUAUACGGUGAAUUUGAUCUUCUAACUCAUGAAUGGACUGAUGGUAUUCUAUCAUCUCUUAUUCGUGUUGGAGCCUCCUCAAUGGAUGAAGAUAAGAGAUGGUAUAUGUUUGAUGGUCCAGUAGACGCCGUAUGGAUUGAAAAUAUGAAUACUGUUCUAGACGAUAACAAAAAACUCUGUUUAAGUUCGGGUGAAAUUAUUAAAUUGACUGAGAACAUGACAAUGAUGUUUGAAGUACAAGAUUUGGCUGUAGCAUCACCAGCCACAGUUUCACGUUGUGGUAUGGUCUAUCUUGAACCAUCAAUUCUUGGUUUACAACCAUUUGUAGAAUGCUGGUUAAAAAAAUUACCUGACCUAUUAUACUCCUAUCGAGAUAAAUUUCAAAGUUUAUUCGAUCAUUUUCUGGAGCCUUCCAUCAAUCUGAUUAGAAAGAAAAUGAAGGAGAUCGUUCCAAGUGUCGAUUCCAAUUUAACAUAUAGCUUGUUAAAAAUGUUGGAUUGUUUCUUUAAACCAUUCCUUCCAAAAGAAUCGCGAUCAGGUUAUUCGGGUGACAAACCAAUACCUAUGGAACGAUUGGCAAGAAUAGAAGAACUUAUUGAACCUUGGUUUCUAUUUUCUCUUGUUUGGUCUGUUGGAGCUACUGUAGAUAAUGAUGGAAGAAAAAAAUUUUCUGAAUAUAUUCGGGAAGAGUCUAAAUCAUUUGGAAUAAAACUUGAAUUUCCAUCUGAUGGAUUAGUAUACGAUUAUAGAUUAGAUGAUGCUGAUAUAUCGCUACCUGCAGCGGAAGAAGAAGAAGAGGAAGAGUUAAAAAAGAGAAAGGUUCAAUGGAUCGGCUGGAUGGAAAAUAUACCCGAAUAUGUUAUAACUACAGAUAUGAAAUUUUCCGAUAUCAUUGUGCCUACAUUAGAUACUGUACGAUCUGCUUUCCUACUCGAAAUGCUCUUAACCAACAAUAAAACGGUUGCUUGCGUUGGACCAACAGGAACGGGAAAAUCUCUAGCAAUUGCUAACAAGCUGGCCAGAUCAAUGCCUAAAGAAUAUAUACCAGAAUUUAUUACAUUUUCGGCUAAGACGAGUGCAAAUCAAACCCAAGAUUUAAUUGAUGGUAAAUUAGAUAAGAGAAGAAAAGGAGUAUUUGGCCCACCAUUAGGAAAAUACUUCCUUUUCUUUGUUGACGAUCUGAAUAUGCCAGCGCUGGAAGUUUACGGUGCACAGCCUCCUAUUGAACUUAUCCGCCAAUGGAUGGACUUUGGUGGUUGGUAUGAUAGAAAGGCUAUUGGAGAAUUUAGAAAUUUGGUAGACGUCAAUUUUAUUGGAGCUAUGGGACCACCUGGGGGAGGAAGAAAUCCCAUUACGCCUCGUCUCUUAAGACAUUUUAAUUAUUUGUCUUUUACCGAAUUAGAAGAGGAAAGCAUGAUGACCAUUUUCGGUAGAAUUCUCAAUUUUUGGAUAAGCAACAAUGCUGGUUUAUCUCAUUUAAAUGAAAACAUGGUCAAAACGUGCAUUAGUGUUUAUAGUACUAUUACAACCCAAUUACUACCGACUCCGGCUAAAUCCCAUUAUACUUUCAAUUUGAGAGAUUUAUCAAAAGUUUUUCAAGGUAUGCUUAUGGCUGAUCCUUCAAAAAUUGCUAACGAGCAAGAAUUACUAAGAUUAUGGUACCAUGAGAGUGCCAGAGUAUUUUCUGAUAGGUUGGUUAACGAUGACGAUAGAAAAUGGUUUAAGGAACUUUUGGAGAGUAAGAUAAAAAACGAUUACAAUAUUGAACCUUCUGAGGUGAUUACUAGCGAACCUCUAAUGUACGGCGACUUUCUCAAUCCAACCGAUAAACAAUACACCGAAAUGGCCGAUCAUGAAAAGCUUACUGCAAGUGUGGAGGAAGGCUUAGAAGACUAUAACCAAAUUAAUACUGCAAGAAUGAAUUUAGUUCUCUUUAUGGAUGCUAUAAAACAUCUAAGUAGAAUAGCGCGUAUCAUAAGGCAGCCUCAAGGCAAUGCUCUCCUUCUCGGUGUGGGCGGUUCGGGAAGGCAGUCUUUAACUCGAUUAGCCGCUCAUAUAGCGGAAUACGAUCUCUUCCAAAUCGAAUUAUCAAAAAAUUACGGUGUAAAUGAGUGGAGAGAAGAUUUGAAAAAGGCUAUGAUGAAAGCUGGAUUGGAAAAUAAUCCUAUGGUUUUCCUCUUUAGCGAUACUCAAAUUAAAAAUGAGUCUUUUCUAGAAGAUAUAAAUAAUAUCUUAAAUAGUGGUGAUGUACCAAAUCUGUACGGUUUGGACGAAUUAGAUUCCAUCUAUAACACUAUGAAGCCAAUUGUCCAAGAUGAGGGUUUACAAGCAACUAAAACCAACCUUUUCAGCGCUUUCACAAAAAGAAUUAGAUCUAAUUUGCAUACAGUAAUCACAAUGAGCCCCAUUGGAGAAGUGUUUAGGGCUAGACUGAGACAGUUUCCUGCUCUUGUCAAUUGUUGCACUAUCGAUUGGUUUUCGGAGUGGCCUGCCGAUGCCCUCAGAUCGGUAGCCCUAAGAUUCCUACAAGACGCUCCAGAUGUAGAUGCGAGUGGAGAUAUACUCGAAGGUCUUGUUAAUAUGUGCCAAGAAAUUCAUAUAUCCGUUACGAAAAACUCAGUAUUAUAUUUAUCCGAACUCUCUCGUCACAAUUACGUUACUCCUACAUCAUAUUUGGAAUUAAUUAACACUUUCGUCAAGUUAACAAAACUAAAAAAGACUGAAUUAAUGAAUGCAAGGGAUAGAACGAAAACUGGAUUGGACAAACUACUUUCAACUGCAGAAGAUGUUGCCAAGUUACAAGAAGAACUUAAACAUAUGAAACCUCUUUUAGAGGAGGCCGUUCAAGAAUCUAAAGCAACUAUGGAGCAAAUUGCGAAAGAUACAAUUGUAGCUGAGGAAACUAGAACUGUAGUUCAGAAGGAAGAAACGGAGGCUAGAAAUAAAGAAAAAGAAACUCAAGCUAUAGCUACAGAUGCUCAGCGAGAUUUGGAUGAAGCAUUACCGGCUCUAGAUGCUGCUUUGCUAUCCCUAAAAUCUCUUAAUAGGAACGAUGUUGUUGAAGUAAGAGCUAUGCAACGUCCUCCAGAAGGUGUUCAAAUGGUUAUUCAAGCAGUUUGUAUCAUGAAAGGGGUUAGGCCGAAAAAAGUUGCGGGAGAUAAACCCGGAAGUAAAAUUGAUGAUUACUGGGAACCCGGAAAAGGCUUAUUGACAGAUCCUCAAAAGUUUUUAGAGUCAUUGUUCACUUUUGAUAAAGAUAAUAUACCAGACGACAGAAUUCAAAAAAUUCAACCAUACAUCGAUUCCGAGUCAUUUACACCGGCCAAUAUAGCCAAAGUAUCGAAAGCUUGCACAAGUAUUUGCCAAUGGGUACGAGCUAUGCAUAAAUAUCAUUUUGUAGCCAGAGGUGUUGCUCCAAAACGUGAAGCUCUAAAAAUUGCUGAAGCCGACUUGGAAAAGACACAAAAAAUCUUAGCCGAUGCCAAAGCACGAUUGAUGGAGGUGGAAAAUGGUGUUGCAACACUAAAGGCAAAAUAUGAUGACUCUGUUAAAAAGAAAGCUGAGCUAGAAAAUAAAUGCGAAGAAUGUGAAGCGAAGUUAGGACGGGCUCACAAAUUGAUUGGAGGAUUAGCUGACGAAAAGAUAAGAUGGCAAGAAUCAGUAGAAGAAUUGAAUGCAACUUUAGCAAAUAUUAUAGGCGAUAUUUUAAUUUCUGCUGGAUACGUUUCCUAUUUAGGAUCUUUUAAUGGAGCGUACAGACAUAAAAUGUUAGAGGAAUGGGUAGAAAAACUAGGUGAACAUAGCGUCCCAUUUAAUUCUGAUCCAAAUUUAAUUAAAGUAAUGAGUGAUCCAGUUAAAAUUAGAACUUGGCAGAUUGCUGGACUACCUAAGGACAAUCUUUCUGUUGAAAAUGGUGUAAUUGUUCAAUUUUCUUCUAGAUGGCCUCUAUUUAUUGAUCCUCAGGGUCAGGCAAAUAAAUGGGUUAAAAAUUUGGAGAAAGAGAAUGGUAUUGAUGUAAUUAAAUUAAGUGAUAAAGACUUCUUGAGAAGUUUGGAAAAUGCUGUUAGAUUUGGAAAGCCUUGCCUUCUAGAAAAUGUAGCCGAAGAAUUGGAUCCGGCACUUGAACCAAUCCUCUUGAAGCAAGUUUUCAAACAGCAAGGAAGUUUAGUUAUCAAGCUGGGAGAUGCUGUUAUUCCCUAUCACGAAGAUUUCAAAUUUUAUAUCACUACAAAAUUACCAAAUCCGCACUAUACACCUGAAACGUCAACAAAAGUGACACUUGUUAAUUUUACUCUAUCACCAAGCGGUUUGGAGGAUCAACUGCUGGGUAUUGUCGUUGCUGAAGAGAGACCCGAUUUGGAAGAAGCUAAAAAUCAACUGAUAGUCUCGACCGCAAAAAUGAAAUCGGAAUUGAAAGAGAUUGAAGAUAAGAUACUUCACAGACUAUCGGCAUCUGAAGGAAGUCCAGUUGAUGAUAUUGAUUUAAUUCAAACUUUAGAAGCUUCAAAAUUUAAAUCGGAAGAGAUUAAACAAAAGGUCGUCAUUGCCGAACAAACAGAAAAGGAUAUCGAUGAGACAAGAAGUCAAUAUAUUCCGGUAGCGGUUAAUACACAAAUCCUCUUCUUCUGCGUAGCAGACUUAGCUAAUAUAGAUCCUAUGUAUCAGUAUUCACUCGAGUGGUUCAUUGGCAUAUUUUUAGGAGGAAUUAGUAAUGCUGAACGGGCAGACAAGCUAGCUCAGAGAAUUGAAAAUAUAAAUGAGUAUUUCACAUUCUCCUUAUACUCCAACGUUUGCAGGAGUUUAUUCGAAAAACAUAAAUUAUUAUUUGCAUUCUUAUUGUGUGUGCGAAUUCUUAUGUACAAAGGCAAGAUUAAUAUGGAUGAGUGGAGAUAUCUAUUAGCUGGCGGUACCCACAAGGUAAAAGAUAUGAAUAACCCAGCUCCUGAAUGGCUUUCUGAACGUUCUUGGGGUGAAAUACUUACUCUAUCAUACUUAUCAUCUUUUGCUUCUUUUGCGGAUGACUUUCCUAAUCUUCUACAAGGAUUUAAAAAGAUAUUCGAUUCUAUUGAACCUCAUAAAGAAGAGUUACCAGGUAAAUGGGCUGAAGAAUUGGACGAUUUCCAAAAAUUACUUGUACUCCGUUGCCUUCGAGCUGAUAAAGUGACAAAUGCUAUGCAAGACUACGUUUCUAAUCAUCUAGGUCAAAGAUUUAUAGAACCCCAAACAGCAGAUUUAAAUCUCGUCUUCAAAGAUUCAUCACCAACAACGCCACUCAUAUUCGUGCUAAGUGUGGGUACUGAUCCGGCUGCAGAUUUAUACAAAUUUGCAGAAGAGAUGAGAUUCUCGAAGAAACUAAGCGCUAUAUCACUUGGUCAGGGUCAGGGACCUAGAGCCGAAGCUAUGAUGAAAUCAGCUAUGGAAAGAGGCAAGUGGGUAUUUUUCCAGAAUUGCCAUUUAGCUCCAAGUUGGAUGCCCAGCUUAGAGAGGCUAGUUGAACAAAUUGACCCGGAUAAAGUACACAGAGAUUUCAGGCUUUGGUUGACAUCUAUGCCAAGCCCUAAAUUUCCUGUUUACAUUCUACAGAAUGGUUCGAAAAUGACUGUAGAACCACCCAGAGGAAUAAAGGCAAAUCUAUUACGAUCCUACACAUCUUUUACCGAUGAUUUCCUUAUGUCGUGUGGUCUUAGGGCGUUUGAGUUUAAGUAUCUGCUAUUAUCACUUUGCCUUUUCCACGGUGUUGUUCUUGAAAGAAGGAAAUUUGGACCUUUAGGAUUUAAUAUACCUUAUGAAUUUACAAAUGGAGAUUUACGAAUAUGUAUAUCUCAGCUAAAAAUGUUCUUGGAAGAGUAUGAAGAUAUUCCCUACAAAGUUCUGAAAUAUACCGCAGGCCAUAUUAACUAUGGCGGAAGAGUAACUGACGACUGGGACAGACGUUGUCUUAUGAAUGUGCUUAAUGACUUUUACAGAUCGACUGUUCUAGAUGCUCAGCAUAAAUAUAGCUCAUCAGGAAUAUACAAGCAAAUUGAUCCAGAUAAUGAUUUAAAAGGUUAUAUCGCCUUCAUUAAGAGUUUACCAAUUAAUGAUACACCAGAAAUAUUCGGUUUACACGACAAUGCCAACAUCACCUUUGCUCAGAAUGAAACCUUCCUUUGCUUAGACGCUCUUCUAAAAUUACAACCGAGAUCGUCAUCUGGUGGAGGAGCAUCAAGAGAAGAAAUUAUGGAGAAAACAGCAAAAGAUAUACUGAACUCUGUACCAAAUCCAAUCCCUAUCGGACCCGUAAUGGAGAAAUAUCCAGUUCUAUACGAACAGAGUAUGAAUACAGUUCUUAGUCAGGAAGUUAUACGAUACAAUAGAUUAUUAAACACCAUUCACAAGAGUCUUAAUGAUCUUCUGAAGGCCCUAAAGGGUCUUGUUGUUAUGUCUCAAGAAUUGGAAAAUAUGGCAAACUCCCUAUUUAUUAACCAAGUACCAUCUCUUUGGUCGGGAAAAGCAUAUCCAUCACUAAAACCAUUGGCAUCAUGGGUAAUCGAUCUAGAACACAGAGUAGAGUUUAUUCAAGAUUGGAUUAAGGGUGGAAUUCCAUCUGUCUUCUGGAUUUCAGGUUUCUUCUUUCCUCAAGCCUUCUUGACGGGAACUUUGCAGAAUUUCGCGAGAAAGAAAGUUAUUUCUAUUGAUACGAUUAAUUUCAGUUUCGAAGUAAUGAGAGAAUCGGCAAACGAACUAAAGGAGCAUCCAGAAGACGGUUGCUAUAUAAGAGGACUUUUUCUAGAGGGUUGCCGCUGGGAUCCUGCUAGGCAUCAAUUAACAGAAUCAAGGCCAAAAGAACUAUAUACAGAUGUGCCAUGUAUAUGGCUUAUACCAAUGGCUAAUAGAAAACCUCCAAGUGACGGUAUUUACGAUUGUCCAGUUUAUAAAACCUUAACAAGAGCAGGAACUCUAUCAACGACUGGACAUUCCACAAACUUUGUUUUUGCAGUCGAAUUACCCACAGAUAAAGAACAAAAAUAUUGGAUUCAAAGAGGCGUCGCUAUGCUUUGCGCACUAAACUAUUGAUCCGAUUAUUUAACAAAGACGCUGCUAGAAAUCUUGUACGAUAUAAACAUUUAUUUAAUAGACAACGUUUUAAGCUAUUCUUAUAUUUUAUAUAUAUUUUGUUUUUAUAAUUAUUCUACACAUUCAAAAUGGAAUAAAAUAACAUUCUUAAGGCAAUAACAACAAAAACA